Carcharodon carcharias (great white shark) is the source of this 870-nucleotide messenger RNA. RefSeq names its product growth associated protein 43 (gene gap43). The coding region runs from base 1 to 870 and encodes 289 amino acids. NCBI's taxonomy places the organism in Eukaryota, Metazoa, Chordata, Chondrichthyes, Lamniformes, Lamnidae. Gene Ontology annotation, cellular component: postsynaptic density; cytoplasm; plasma membrane. The transcript is spliced from 4 exons. Gene Ontology annotation, molecular function: lysophosphatidic acid binding; phosphatidylinositol phosphate binding; calmodulin binding. Gene Ontology annotation, biological process: axon regeneration; regulation of growth; axon choice point recognition. The record is from RefSeq and is a predicted model, not a curated record.
AUGACCGGGACUGGUCCUGUGCUGACGGUGCGGUCAGCGCUGCUCUGCCAAGUGAAGUUCCAGCUGUGCAACGUCUAUCAGACAACCAUGCUAACUCCUCUUUCAAAUUGGGUUGACCUGAGCUGGAAUGGCUUCAGGCUUGUUCCUGUAAGGUUUACUGAACAUGGAUGUGGCCAUCCAAUGGCUGCCACCUUAACGGCUGAGAAGAAUGACGAGGCUAAUGCGAAAGCUGAACAAGAGACUACCAAACCUGAGGACAAGGCUCACAAGGCCGCGACCAAAAUCCAGGCUAGCUUCCGUGGCCAUAUAACACGGAAAAAGCUCAAGGGGGAGAAGAAAGGAGAGUCGGCUGCGGCAACGAAGGUGGAGGGUGGAGAAAAAAAAGACGACGCUAAAAAAACAGAGGCUAUCAAGGAGGAGGAGGCAACGGCAACAGAACCAGCUGCGCCUGGUUCUGAAGGGAAAACGGAAGAGGUAGAAAAGCCAGUAAGCAACCCUGAAGCAACCCCCUCUGAUGCUGAGAAGGCAUCAGAGGCAAAGGAGGCUCCCACGGAAAACUUGGAAAAAGCAACGCCAGCAGUGAAAGAUGAAAAGGCCACAGAUGGUGAAAAGGAUGUGAAGGAAACAGGAAGCGCCGCAAGUACUGCCACUGAAAGUACCCCAUCUUCAAAUGUCACCUCGAGCCAGGAAAAGGAGAAGAAACCAGUAGAAGCACCUGCUGCUGAGGCCAGUGAAGCAGCAACAAAGGCCCAAACCGAGACAGCUGCUAGUAGCACAGCACCAGAGAAAACAGGCCAGAUCACCAGAAUGAAGCUCCCCCUCCAGAUUAAGUUCUCUGUGAUUAAGAAAUACAUGCCUUCAAAUUCGUAA